AUGGUGUCAUUCUCUUGUGAAGUUUGUAACGAUACAGUCAUCAAAAAGAAAUUAAAUCAGCAUGCUCAAAGAUGUCAUGGAGCUUAUUUUACAUGUAUAGAUUGUUCAACAACAUUUCAUGGUAAUGAUCAUAAUAAUCAUACUCAAUGUAUAACUGAAGAUGAAAAAUAUCAAAAGAAAUUGUAUAAACCAAAAAAACAACAGAAAGUUGAAAAGAAGGAGAUAAAGCCAGUAGAGAAGCCAAUAGUGAAGAAAGUAGAAAAGAAGGAGAAGAAAUCCAAGACAGAAGGUGUGUCAAAGUAUGUUGAUACUGAAUCAAAUUUAUAUAAAAUACUUAAAAAGGUUGCAAAAGAUAAAAAUGUUUCACUCAAAGAUGCCAUUAAGGAGUUGAAAAUUAAUAAAGAAGAUGGUAAAUUGUAUAUAUAUUAA
Messenger RNA from Insectozyma verbasci, 429 nucleotides. The record is from the annotation of a GenBank genome assembly. Lineage: Eukaryota; Fungi; Ascomycota; Pichiomycetes; Serinales; Debaryomycetaceae.